Molecule: messenger RNA, 1005 nt
Organism: Rotaria sp. Silwood2
Lineage: Eukaryota; Metazoa; Rotifera; Eurotatoria; Philodinida; Philodinidae
Source: the annotation of a GenBank genome assembly
AUGCCUGUGAAUUUUCCAGUAAAAACAGAUGAAGAUGCUAAUGAUUUAACAGCUCCUUAUAAUGAACUCGAAGCAUUUGAUUCCAUAUGGGAUGCAUUAAGAUGGAAACAUGUACAACAGAGAGUACCUAUAUGUUUCAAAAGGACUUUAUACAAUCGAUAUAUGUUAGCUAAUUUGGUUUAUUUGGGUUAUACAAUUGCACUUCUAGUCAUUGAUUUCUAUCCAGGUUUUAAUUCCAACUCUUCUAAUGGUUCUACAACAACCGAAGAAUCUAAUGAUACAAUAUCAAUUCUUGAUCAGCCUGUAAUUAUGAAUGAAUAUGUUAAUCGACUCUAUAUCGCUGCAGUCAAUAUUUUAGUAGCUUUUCUUUAUAUCAUAGCAUGGCGUGGUCGAUCAUGGUUUGAUGUUGUUUUAGUUCCAGAAUAUUUAAAUCAUAUACAAGCAGGACUCUAUCUCUGGUCAGCAUUAUGGUAUUCGAAACAAACUACUCUUGGUGGUUAUUAUACUAUGGCUGUACAUAGAAUUGAGCUAACUGCAUCAUGUACUGAAAUAUGUGCUGCUAUAGGCUGGAUGAUUUCAUGGUAUAUGACAUAUACACGUACAAUAGGUCGUGGUUUUACUUUUGAUGAUCCUGAUACAAUGGGUUAUUUAACAACGACAACUAAUACAUUGAUAUAUCUCGUGUAUAAUAUUCAACUGAAUAUUUAUCCUGAACAAUAUGGAACUAAUCUAAUAUAUAUAUAUGCAGAUGUUCUUGGAUUCAUUGGUUCUGUUUAUUAUAUACUCGGUACUUUACGUGAUGAAAAUUGGUUUUGGUUUCUUCCGCUAGCUGGACAAUAUGGUAUAGCAGCAGGUAGAAUUCAUAUAGAAACACGAGUUUUACCACAAUUUGGACGUCCUGAAAUAUUGAUUACGGAUGUAUGUAGACGGAGAAAAGAAAAAACCAAAGAUAAUAAAGAAAAUGAGAACAAUACGAAUAUGGAUAUUGUUACAGAAUAUUUUUAA